This is a messenger RNA of Aspergillus candidus, 908 nucleotides long. Its product is annotated as SRF-TF-domain-containing protein. Gene Ontology annotation, biological process: positive regulation of transcription by RNA polymerase II. The transcript is spliced from 3 exons. Gene Ontology annotation, molecular function: DNA-binding transcription factor activity, RNA polymerase II-specific; RNA polymerase II cis-regulatory region sequence-specific DNA binding; protein dimerization activity. Lineage: Eukaryota; Fungi; Ascomycota; Eurotiomycetes; Eurotiales; Aspergillaceae. The coding region runs from base 65 to 727 and encodes 220 amino acids. The record is from RefSeq and is a predicted model, not a curated record.
UCUGUUCUUUGCGGUCGCCGAGUCCUCAUCCCUCCCCCUCUCCCUGUCCUGCCCCCGUUUCAUCAUGGCCGACAUCACUGCCGCCCUUGAUGAGGAGAAGCCCUCUCCCACCCAGGAGGACUUGCAGCAGGCCACCGGCAACGGCGCUCCUGACAACCGCGCCCCCAAACGGAAUCGCAUGAGCGCUGAUGACGAUGAUGACGAUGACGACAAGCCCGGUCGCGAGCGCAGAAAGAUCGAGAUCAAGUUCAUCCAGGAUAAGUCGCGUCGCCACAUCACCUUCUCCAAGCGGAAGGCGGGUAUCAUGAAGAAGGCCUACGAGCUGUCUGUGCUCACUGGUACCCAAGUCCUCUUGCUGGUCGUGUCUGAGACUGGCCUCGUAUAUACCUUCACCACGCCCAAGUUGCAACCAUUGGUGACCAAGGCUGAGGGCAAGAACUUGAUUCAGGCCUGCCUCAAUGCCCCCGAUCCCACCACCAACGAGAAUGGGGUCGAUGCUCCCGAUGUCCCCGCCGAAGCCCCCGAGGAUGUGAGCCACAACAAUGUCAAUGCCCAGCAGCCCAACAUGCCCCGGCCUCCCGGCAUGCACCCGGGCUAUAUGACCAACGAGCAGCAGCAGCAGAUGGCCUACUACCAGAACCUCCAACAGCAACAGCAGGCCGGCGGGCAGUACCCAGGCAUGCCCGUAGGCAACCGGAUGCCCCCUCAGCACCAACCCACUGCGUAGGCAGGAGUGACCCUGUGACUGCACAUACAUACCUCUUUUCUUGAAGCUGAAGGGUCCAGACGGUUGGUUUCGCAUCCUUGUCAACCUCAACAUGUGCAACUCCACUUCUCCCGGCCUUCGAUUGAUACCCUUUGAAUAUAUUGCCAAUCCCUUGCAUUUGUUAAUGCGGCCAUUGUCUUGC